AUGACAAAAAAGUAUACUUUACAAUUUUCACAUCCUACAAUUGAAUAAGCAUAUUAAAAAGAUAGAAUAAUGAAAUAUUUGUGGAUAAAGAAAAUACUUGCAAUUUUGAUUUUUUUACUUUCAACAAUAGAACUAAUUUGUUCUUUUUUUUAUGAGAAAAAUGAAAUCAUAUAUUGGGAAAUUGGUUUUACAAUCUACAGCAUAUUUUUAGUUAUUAUAUCUCUUAAGGGAUCUCCAGAAUUAGUUAAAACUAUCUUUCAAUUUACAAAUAUAAUAUUAUGUAUUCUUUAGAUUAGAUCAAAUUAUUAUUAAAGUCCUUAAUCUAGUAUAUAUUUGAAUGGAUAAAAUAUCAUGAUUUUUAAUAUGAUAAUAUUUUAUUUUUCAAGUAUAUAAGAAGCACCUAUUUAGUUGAUAUUCUUUCUAAUUACAAGAUGUUUGAUUACUGGAUUAGUAAAUGAUGAUGUAUUUAUGGGAUAAGAUUUGAUAACAAUAAUAAUAACAAGUUUUGGUAUACUUAUAUUUAUUUAUCAAAAUGAUUAAAUUCAAAGAGGACAUUUCUUAUUGGAAUUCUCUGAUAAAUAAUGGGGUAUCAAUAUUAAUUAAUAAUAGAAUAAACAUUACCAAUAAUUAUUUAAAGUCCAUUCGUUAUGUUUACUUUUGAUGAAGAAAGAUUAAAUUUUAAUUUAAAAAUUACUAAUGAUAUGAGUGAGAUUUGUUGGAAUAAUGAGAAAACACCUUCUGAAAAUUUAAGAUUUUUUUUGAGAACAUUUAAAAUGGGCAAUGAUAAUUUGGAAUAAUAUUUAGUUACAAGAAGUAGAACUGAUAGUGAUUAUAAAAAGAUACAUUAAUUUCAAUUAAGAUUAUAAAGAAAUGAAUCAAUUUAUGGAACUAAAAAAUAUAUAAUUAGAUUUUCUGAUUUCUAUUUAAGAGAACAUGUAUUUUUGAUUGUAUUUGAUUAACAAGAAGAAAAACUAAGAAUAUUAGAUAAAGUUAAAACUGCAUUAAUUUAAGGUAUAAAUUAACAUUAAAAUUUGACAAUCAAUUUCUUAUAAAAAUAAAUACAAUUACUAUAAACUCUUAUGAUAUCAAAUAAUUCUAAAAGUAUUAUAUAUAAAAUGAAAAUACAUUGUAUGUAUUUCAUAGGAAAAUAUACAUAAUGCAAUAGUUUUUAGGAAAUUGAAUAAAAAAUAAUAUAAAUUAAUAUUACUGAUAUGAUAAAAGGAUUAAUACAUUUAUAUUGUAUGGCAUAUCAAACAAUCUAAAUUGAAUUUUCUAGUAGUACUUUUGAAGAUAUAUAUGUCUUUAGUAAUGAAUAGAUAUUGAACAUUUUUUUAGUAAUUAUAUUUUAAACACUUAUUCGAUUAUGUUAAAAUGGAAAAACAGUAUUUGUUCACAUAAGUGAAAUCAAUAAAUAAUCAGAUUUAGAGUUAAUAAAGAUUAGUAUUUUGUUUAGUUAAUCAGAAGAACUUAAAUAAAAAUUACUUAAUAAUUAAUUAUUUUAUAAAAUAUAAGUAAGACUUAGUCCAAAGGUAGAUAUUCUAUCUUAUGAUAAUAGUAAUUAUAAUAUUAUAUUAAAUAGCAUGUCAAUUUGAAAUUUAUAAGGAUUUAAAUUAAUUGAAUGCAAUUAGAAUGUUAGAAGAAGAAAUAUUAUGA
Molecule: messenger RNA, 1653 nt
Organism: Paramecium primaurelia
Lineage: Eukaryota; Ciliophora; Oligohymenophorea; Peniculida; Parameciidae
Source: the annotation of a GenBank genome assembly